AUGACAGACGCCGGCUUUUUUCGGGUAAGUGUCGGCUCGAGUGCACCACAACUGGCCGUUGCGGUCACCGGCCGUUGUGUCGGCUCCCGACCCAUGCCUUUGAUAAUGGAUUUGCCAUUUNACUCAGUUAUGACAGACGCCGGCUUUUUUCGGGGCACGAGUGCUGAACAGGACAACCGAUUCGCCGAUAAGCACAAGAAACUGUUGAAACAAUUGAAGUUUAAUGAGAUUCUGGUCAACAAAGUGGACAUAAAGAAAGUGAAUUUGGAUGUCUUGAGGCCAUGGAUUCAUACGAGAAUCGCUGCGUUGCUGGAGAUGGAGGACGAAGUUGUGGUCGAAUAUGUCGUAAACCAAUUACAGGCCGAAAAG
This is a messenger RNA of Medioppia subpectinata, 369 nucleotides long. NCBI's taxonomy places the organism in Eukaryota, Metazoa, Arthropoda, Arachnida, Sarcoptiformes, Oppiidae. The record is from the annotation of a GenBank genome assembly.